AUGCAGACGACGCAACGUCAACCGGGCCCCCCAGGUCGCCUGGUGGAGCCCUCUGACUCGGCCGCUAGGAUGUCGUCAGAGAGCAUUGAGGCAGCGUCAAUGCGCCGGUGGAUGGGAUGGCAUGCGGCAGUCGAGCCAUGCACGGGCAUCCACCACUACCACGGCAUUUGGGCAUUCGGGCACGGCCUGUCCCGUCCAGCAACAGCCGAGGAUGCAGCGACUUAUCCCGAUAGCAGCCUCCCGUCGAGCAGGGGCACCGUCAGACCGUGCGUCCGGCCUGUUGCAUCGUCCGCGCAGCGUUACACAAUGGCAACACAGCCCAGGACAGCGUCCUAG
This is a messenger RNA of Purpureocillium lilacinum, 336 nucleotides long. NCBI's taxonomy places the organism in Eukaryota, Fungi, Ascomycota, Sordariomycetes, Hypocreales, Ophiocordycipitaceae. The record is from RefSeq and is a predicted model, not a curated record.